Messenger RNA from Alexandromys fortis (reed vole), 5609 nucleotides. Its product is annotated as E3 ubiquitin-protein ligase RLIM-like. Bases 1665 to 3551 code for a protein of 628 amino acids. Gene Ontology annotation, cellular component: cytoplasm; nucleoplasm. The record is from RefSeq and is a predicted model, not a curated record. Gene Ontology annotation, molecular function: ubiquitin protein ligase activity. The transcript has a single exon. Gene Ontology annotation, biological process: ubiquitin-dependent protein catabolic process; protein ubiquitination; random inactivation of X chromosome. NCBI's taxonomy places the organism in Eukaryota, Metazoa, Chordata, Mammalia, Rodentia, Cricetidae.
UAGGCCUUAGGAAUGAGGUCACGGGAGAAAUGUAGAAGAGUUCCGAGUUGUUGGCUAGAGAAGUCCUCAAACACUGUACAGCUUAAUGGGUGGGACAUGGGAAGACCAAAAUGCAAUAGAAAUGUAGACAGUGAAGUCUGUGCUCAUGAGGUUCCAAGGGGGAACAAGGACUCUACUGGGAACUAGGUUAGAUGCCAUUUGUCUUAUAUCCUCUCAGAGAAUCUGGCUGCAUUCUGUCUAUACCCUGAGGAGCUGCAGGAAACUGAAAUCAGAAGUGAUAGACUAAGUCUGGCAUAGGAAACCUCAAAACAUCAUACUAAUUCCUCUGAUCAACUAAUCUUUACAUCACCUUUGUGAGUUGAUGGGCGAGGCUGAUCUGAAGCUGUAAUUAACCAAACCAACUUAAAAUAAUAUUAAGCUUUAAUAAACAGAAGAAAGGAAACUUAUAAAACUAGGGUGCCAGCGAUUCAGGAGAACAGGAACACAAAGAGAGUGAGCUCGAGCACAUAGAUGCUUUUAUUGGCUAUCUGUGGCCCUACGGGACACACUAAGCAACAUGUGAUUGGCUGAAGUCCCCCAUUAUCUCCCCCUUUCUCUAAUCAAGAUCGAACUAAACCCAAUACAACUAUAUACAGUAGGAACAGAUACCAAAUAUAAAAUUACAAAUAACAAACAAUAUUAAGCAAAAAAAAAAAACAUAUAACAAAAGUUUUGCUAAGCAUUCUAUUUCAAGGAGUCUAAAACACUCUGCUUCCCCAGCCUUAGGGCUAUGCAGGUGCUCCCAUGUUCCAUCUUCUCCAGAGUUUAUGUUUCAGGCUCUGCCUACUUACCAAGUUGAUGAGAGCCCCCUGAACACUUUGAAUAGUGGGGAAGGGGAACAAAGACAGGACUGAGAUCUGAGCAGGAGUCUCAGGCUCUGUGUUUUCAUAAGUCACCCCUAAGUGAACGCUCUGUGGGAGGAAGGGGGCUGAUGUUUCUGUUUUCCAUCCUGCCAGUAGUGAAAUGCAUGGCAGAAAGGUACCUCUAGAAGUCAAACUUCCUGCCAACCUCGGGUGACAGUAACAGUUGCUUACAUUUACAGGGAGGGCUGGUCUAGAAACCACCAUUCCCCUUAGCACCCUAAUCAGAUGCCAACCCAAAAGGGUCAGCAUGUCCAUAUCUGCUUUCCCAUUCUCUGUAAUAGUGCCUAUAGCUAUCUCCCACUCAAGGGCUGUAGCAGGGUGUCUUCAGGCUCCCUGACUUAAUCCUUGUUCUCAUGACACCAGAGUAGCGAAGGCCAACCCCUUGGUUCCUUCUCAUGAUGGCACCUAGCCACUGUGAUUGGGGAAGGGCACAAUGAACAUCUUGUGCGAUGCCAACCUAUCAUGAAGCAGUCACUGUCUCAUUAAAUUCCCCAGCGUGAUGCCAGCCUUGCAAGAAGAGUGGGUUUGUCCUACAAAUACGACUACCAGUCACUCUUCACCAGGCCCACCUGGUACGCUUUGGCUGAAUCAUCUGCUUUCUAAAUAGGACUUCUUGAGUCCUGUGGAGUAGCUGAGAAAGGGAACCCGAACUACAUUCAAUAGGUAAUUUGGGGUGACUUUAAGAAACGGUAUCUUGAGUGGAUUUCUGUCACUGCUAGGUAACAAUGGGGAAGAUAAUGGUUGCUUGAGCUACGUCUCAGAAUGGCCAGGCUCUGGGCUAGAGCCGGGUCACUCCCAUGCAUUCUGAGGCAGGCUAGAGAGCAGGAGGCAGGCACUCGGCAGAGCUUAGGCGGCCUCAUGGGCAGUGGAGGGGGCAGAGCCCAUCCAGUCCCCUCCUGGCCAGACCACCGAAGCCUAGCGAAGAAAACUGAAGGUCCAGUUGAUUGGAUUUCAGUACUAUGUCAUAACAGACAGAUAAUCAUCUACUUGUUCAUCAAGAUGGAAAACUCAGAUUCUAGCGAUCAAGGAAAUGACCAAUCUGCAGCACAGCGCAGAAGGCACGUGGAUCACUUAGAUCCGGAAGAAGGUUUCCAUCAAUUUGUAAAUAAUCUGAGUGGAGAAGACUAUAGACUUCUGAGAAACAACAAUUUGCUAGGCACCGCAGGUCAAAGUACUGUGGAGGAGCUGUUCAGAAGACUACAGCAAAUUGAAGAGGGGCCGCCUCGGCUGCCGCCACAGAGCUCAGAAGAAAAUGGAGACUCUUCAGAUGACGAGUCCAAUGGUGACUUUGUAAUAGAUUGGCUUAGCUCUGUCAGACAGACUGGCAAUACAACAAGAAGUGGUCAGAGUGGAAAUCUGUCCGGGAGGGCAGUGAGCCACACUAAUCCAAACAGUGGUGAUUUCAGAUUCAGUUUAGAGACAAAUGUUAACCGUAAUAAUGGAAGCCAAACCUCAGAGAAUGAAAAUGAACCAUCUGCUACACGUCUUAAUGUAGAAAACAUGGAUCGCCUCCAAAGUCAAAUGGAAAAUUCAGCAUCUGAGACAUCAUCUGCCAGAACACCUAGGUCAGAACACAGUUCUGCUGAAGCAUUAACAGAUGUGCCAUCCACCAGAGGUCGGAGGAGGGCAAGAAGCUUGAAACCAGAACACCAGCGAAGAACCAGAGUCAGAGCUGAAAGAAGAAGGUCUUCUCUGCACCCAGCAAAUGAAAUUCCACGAAGAUCUCAUCAUAGCAUCUCAUCUCGAACUUUUGAGCAGCCUUUGGCAAACGAGAUAGAGGGUAGUUCCAGAGCCCAUCACCAUGUGACUUUGAGACACCAGAUAACUGGACCUGAGUUGCUAGGUGGAGGUCGUUUUGUGGCUUCUGGGUCAAGAAAUUCUGCCGCUCAAGGGACAAGCUCUUCAGACACAGAUACCAAUGGUGAAGCGGCAGGAUCUGGUCAAAGACCUCCAACCAGAGACCUUCAAGUCAGAAGAGUUCUGCUGGCAGAAGACUGGCAGAGUGAUUGCAUAGCUAGCAGAACUCUGUCAAGGUCUCAGAUCCCAAACAACACGGUCACUUAUGAAAGUGAACCUGGAGGUUUUAUAGGCACCUUUACACUUUCUGAACAUGCAGCUGGGAGAACCUCUGUGAGUACUCACAGGUUUUCCACUCUUACAAUCCACAAUAGUGGAUCAAGGGAAACUACAUCUCUUCUGAUUCAAACCAGGUUAAGGCAGAGUACAACAGCUUUUGGUGAGCUUCCAUGGAGUGGAAGAAGGAGCUCUAGUGGUAACAACUCUGCUUCCGUCUCCAGCUUCAACCCUGGCUCCAGUUCCAUUGGUGAAUAUUCAGAAAGUAUCUCACAGAUGUUUGAAGGAGGUAUUGAAGCAACCCGACUUUACCCCUUUCAUGACAGCCACCUAUCUAGAGGACCCACCAAUGUCCAGAUUAAUAACUUGGCAACGAGAAGUUUUGGUGAAAACAAUGCAUUGAAGACACGUAUUAUUUGCAUUACUGAAUAUACAGAAGGUGACAAACUUCAUGCGCUACCUUGCUCCCAUGAGUACCACGUCCACUGCAUCGACUGCUGGUUAUCGGAGAAUAACUCCUGUCCCAUUUGUCGCAGGGUCGUCUCUUCUUCCUGGAACAGACAUAGGGUUGUUUAAUGAGAACAGAACUCUCGAUGCUGUGUUGCUGGAAUAGUGACCGGCAAAUGGAAAUCGCUUCCUUUAUCUCACGGUGCUUAAAUAUAAAGUCACAACCUGAAUUGCGUCAUUGCUUUCUGAGGGAAUCGUGUCUUUUCUCUAGUUUCUCUUUCAGGAUAGAAAGAAUAUUUCAGAUGUAACGUUUUAGGCCUUCAGUGUUUGAUUUCAGUACCGGAUAAUUGCUAACCUGUUACUGAUAAUUACCCAUGUACACUUGUCAUUUUCCCUUUUUUACCAGAAGGUCUGCCUUAGCAGGGGCACCUUUAUCAUGUUGAGCUCUUUUUAGGUUUCCCAGGCCAUAAGAGGGGCAUGAAGAAAAUUCCCACUCAUAAGUUCUAUUAUGUGUUUAGUAAGGGAUUAAUUAAAACUAUACCAUUCCCAGUUAUUGACACAAUUCAGUCACAUUUUCUGAGUAUUGUUUGUUCACCUUCCAGAUUAGGGGAUGAUGGAUAUACCGGUGUAAAUAACACUAAACAGGUAGGAUCUUCUAAGUGUAUUAACUGUCCUAAGGCCAUCACAGUGGCACACAAUCGAGUGAACACAGAGUUUCAUUGAGAUAUUUAUCUUGUUGAAAUAUUAAAAAGCCUAUGCUUGCGUAAGUGAAAAAAAAUCACAUUCGUUUGUUUCAAAAGGUAAAGUUAUUUUGUAGAGGCUCAGUACUUUUCCAAUGCACUAUUGUAUUAACGCACACAAAAUUGUAAAGUACCGUGCUUAGAAAUGAGAACUGCUUUUUUUGAGCUGGCAUAGUAAAACAAACACACCAAACCAAGUGCCACGCUGCUUUUGUAAGUGUGUGGGUGAUGAGAGCAGAACAUAUCUCUAUUAAAUGUGUUUGAGAACAGCUACUGUGACAUGGAAAGAAAGGACCAUGUAGAAUCAAACUGCGGUAAAACCCAAUGGAAAUCAAGGAUAUUAACCUGGAUUUAGGCAAGAAGUCAUAGAGGGUAAGAACACUGUUCUGGAGAAUGAAACAUUUUCAUGAUGACAGUGGUAUAGGCAUGAACUGGUUUCCUACAGUGACAGCCACAGCAGCUUGACCCAGUAUUCAACUUGAAUAGAUGAAGCAGAAGAUCAACAAAUUCAGCAGAGCUGUUUUUGGUUUAAAAAACAAACCGCUACCACCUAGCACAAGUUAAAUUGAUGUUUUUACAAUCUGCUUCUCAAAAAGAGAAGGUGGAGGAAAGAGACUUCUAAACCAAUUUUAAAGUAGGGAUUUCAGUUGGUACAGAUGGGUGUGCUUUUGGAAAAGUCUCGGAUUUGCUUGUUUUCGAGAUUUAUCAUCUGUGGUAAUAGUGCACGCUUGUCAAUAUUUCAUUGCUGUACCUAGCAGAUCCAACAUGCCACAUUUAAAAGACUUAUUCAUAUACUAAGAUAUUAUCUUUUAUUGAUAGUGAGGCAUGUUGGGUUAUUUGAAAUUCAAAUUCUAUUUGUGUUGUCCAUAUGUGAAGAUGAGAUGUCUUGCUCACAUCUGUGGACAUUCACUUUAUUGUUCUUUUUUAGUGGUAAGACUAGAAUGUGAUAACCCCAGUACUCUUGCCUGGUUUUUCUUUUAAGACUGAUUGGGGUUAAGAUUAGCCUUGUUGGUUCCCCGGAGAAAGCUGCCAGGCCAGAAGAGAAGCUGGAUUGAGCAGGCACAUCCCUGGCCUUUCACCAAAUGAGCUAACUACCCAGACUAGCCCGGGAUUCUAGAAACUCUUUUACUCAAAUAUGCUUGCCCUGACUGGUACCACCUUAGCAAUACAGAUUAUUUCAAAGUUCAUUCUUACAUGUUUUCCUCUGGCUAAGUGUCAAGGGAAUGAAAUUGUAAAUUUGGUAGUUGUUUACAAAGAAUAUGUACUGCUCUUGCAAGGAAAUAAUGUCCAAACAAAGCUUCACCUAUUUCUUUUUAAUAUAAGCAGAUUUCACUAUUUAUGGCUCUUAUGUAAUACAUUUUUUAUCUUUUUAAAAGAAUUAUCCAGGUAAAAGUCAGGAUUCCUUUAUAUUUGAGAGCCUCCUUGUCACCUUUCUAUGGUUUUCAGA